Molecule: messenger RNA, 1259 nt
Organism: Purpureocillium takamizusanense
Lineage: Eukaryota; Fungi; Ascomycota; Sordariomycetes; Hypocreales; Ophiocordycipitaceae
Exons: 1
Coding region: 489-1259 (256 amino acids)
Source: RefSeq, a predicted model, not a curated record
AUGACAUGACGACUUGACGACGACUCGUGACAUUUGACCCAAGGACAACAGCACCGGGAAGUGACUUUUAUGCCGACGACGUACACCAGUGCACAGUCGACGGGUUGCUGGGACUAUGGCAUGUUUAUGUUUACCUCGGCGCGGGCGUGGGCUUUGCACAAGGGGCAAACUCUGUGCAAGAAGAUUUGCCGCCGGGGCGCGCUUGUCGCGAUGGCUUCUUGUUUACGCGCGGACUUGGAGACAAACUCAAAUCCGGGGCCCAAGAAGACGCGUGUAUAAAAGUUCGCCCGCGGUGGUCUCUCGCUGGUCCUCCAUCUCCGUCUUUUCAUCCUUUACCAAAACCAAGACGUGCUGCUUUCUGGCCCUCUCUCCUCGUCCGCUCUCACCAUAGCAUCGUCGACGUGUGUAAGAGAGACUGUCACCGCCACCGCAAGUGCAGCACACUCACAUCGCAUACAUUCGGGAAAGAAAAGGCAAGCAUCUUCGUCAUGGUACGCAUCGCGGCUGGAUUGGCUGUGGCGAUGGCAGCCCUCUCGGGCACGCACACGGCUGCGGCCCGGUCCAUUGCGUCGCACAACAACAACAACACCAAGGCCAGCGACGACGACGACAACAACACCACCACCAUCACGCCUCUUGCGCUGCACAAGCCCGCCUCAAACAGCACCGGAGUUGACCCCACGGGAAUGCAAGACGUGCGAGACGCAAUCGCCCGCACCUCCGCCGGCGGUGGCAACAACAAGAAGAAACAAGGCGGCCCCAAGGGCGGCGCGCACGACCACAACGACGACGGCGACGAACUCAUGCCCGGCGUCGACACCAGGGCAGGCCCCGUCGCCGCCCACGGCCAGCUCGUCGACCUCCCGCUGCGCAUGGACGUGCGCUGCCGGUGGAACUACGUGAGCGAGAACAGGGACCUCAAGGUGUACCGGGCAUUCAUGCGACCCGGCCGCGAUAUGCCGGCGCCGCCGGGCGACAAGUGGUGCGACGACGUGCAUAAGCAGCUGGAGCGGCGGUGCGGGCGCGAGCUCGGGGGCGUCGGGGGCAAGCUCACGUGGCACCGGUGCGCGGGGGACAGCAAGGACCUGCUCAACUGGGGGCGCAAGGGAGAGGUGGCGACGUGGGAGCUCGCGGUGGAGGAGGGGGAGAGGCCGGCGUGCGCGCGCGAGGCGCUGGAGAGGGCGGCGGGGGGGUGGACGGUGGACUGGAUGGGACACGAGGGGUGCUAUCAGGCGUAUGGGUUCGAGAUUGAGUAUUAG